GCCUGGGGCGGGGCCGGAGUUCCAAGUCCUGGGGGAAGCAAAUACCAGUCUAAACAAACGCUCCGGAGCGUUCGGGUGGCAAGCAUUACCGGAGCGCGGAACUACAUUUCCCAGCGGGCAUCGGGUUCGGGGGUCCUUUCCCGUGGCCAGGACCGCAAGAGUCGCCACCGCCGUGGGUGCUGAUGAGCUUUUCAAGAUGUUCAGCAAAGAAUCUUGUGGGAAAAAAGAGAAGUCUCGGAGAAAAGGUACCACUUCGACACCCUACUUUGGUGAAAAAGCAUUCUUAUGACAAGAAAGAGAAAAAAAUCUCAGCAAAUUCUGCUAGUUCAGCUUGCUCUAUAAGAUCAAUUCCAUCAGAGAAGAGAAAACUGAAAUCAGAUCAUACAGAUAUUCUGUACUGUAAUACAAAAAGAAGACAAGAACUGAAAAGAUUGAAUGUUGAAAUUGAGACUCCCAGAAAGAGACCAAAAAUCAGUUCUUCAUCCGAAGGACCUACUAAACUCCAAGAAGCAUCAUAUUCAAAUGAUCAAAUUAUUUCACAGAGUCCUUCUUCAAAUGGAACUAAAAAAGAUAUAAGUAAAUGUGUAGAUCUUAAACUUAAAGAUAUUAAAUUGACGAAUGUUAGGAGUAAGUUUGACCAUGGAAUUAAAAACCUUAGCAGUUCUAAGAUUGCCAACGAUGUGAAACCUAAAGCUGAAAGCCAAGCAAAUGAAAAGAAAUGGCCUCAUGUACUUGCUCAGAGGGAGAAGAUGAAAGAACUCAAGAAAGAAAGGAACAAUAAAUUUAGAGACAGUUCUGAAAAAUAUGUCUUGGAGAAAUUCAAGAGAAAUCAAUUUUCUCAGGAAUAUAAUUCCAACAAAAUAAUUAAGGAACACUUUGAAUCUAGAAGAAGGAAGAUUAGUUUCAAAAUCCCAAUAAAAUCCUGUGAUUCCCUCCAGAGGCUUGUAGAGGAAAAUGUCUUCAAUUUAGAUUUCAGCAAGUCAGAGACUAAGCAGGAAGGAAAAGAAUGCCCGGAAAGCUCCCAGAUUUCAUUAAAUUUAACUAGGCACAAAACACAACAUUUGUUUUCAGAUUCCACAUAUAAGCAGACUGUUCAUGAGUGGAAAGGAAAAUAUCACCGUGAGCCUCAAGAAAGUAAUGAUUCAAAUUCUAGUGAAAACCUAACGCAGAGUUUUGAAGCACCAUGUUCUUCAGGGGCAUCUGAAAAUAUUCAAGAUACAGAUCAAGAGAUGCAGAUAGUAGAAGAGCUUCAUGCUGCACGUUUGGGAAAAACUUUGGAUUUACCUGUGGUUCCGCCUUCUGGGGAGUUAAUGAGUAUGGAAAUUGACUUGGUGGAAGAUGAUGCACAUUCUUCUGCUGCAGAUACUACAGACAAAAAGCUUCUAAUUGUUAUUGACACAAACAUUCUGAUGAAUCAUCUCAAAUUUGUUAGAAUUUUGAAGACAACAGAAAUACCAGGUUUUGACAAACUUGUAUUAAUAAUUCCCUGGGUUGUUAUGCAAGAGCUAGAUCGUAUGAAGGCAGGAAAACUACUAAAACAUGCUCAGCACAAAGCCAUACCUGCAGUUUAUUUCAUCAGUGACAGUCUCAAAAAUAAAGAUAGAAAGCUAUGGGGUCAAUCAAUACAACUUGCAUCUCAAAAGCUUUAUGGAUUGAGUGAUGAAAACAAUGAUGAUCGAGUAUUAAAAUGCUGUCUUCAGCACCAGGAAUUAUUCCCUUGUUCUCUUGUUAUUCUGUGCACGGAUGACAGAAAUUUAAGAAACAAAGGCCUCAUAAGUGGUGUGAAGUCACUCAGUAAAGAAGAAUUGAGUGCAGAGUUAUUAAACUUAUCUCUGAACACAGAUGUAUGUCAUCAGCCUUGUAUUUCUAAGCAACAAUUGAAUGCAGAAGCAACACUCUUGGGAGAGAGCUAUGAGAAAGAAUCUACAAAUUCUGGACUGUCCAUUCUACUUGAAGGCAUCAUAUCUGAUCUUGAAAAAUCUCUUGGAACAGCUCUAUCUUCAAUAUUAGAAACAGAAAUGAAAAUUGCUUUUGGAAACCUCUGGAUGGAGAUGCUGUACUUGAAACCACCAUGGACUCUCAUACAUUUAUUACAGUGCUUUAAAAAACAUUGGUUGGCUGUAUUUGGAUUAGUUAUGGAAAAGAACUUGCUUUUAACUAUUGAGAGCCUAUACGAAAAUCUCCAUAAAGCCAAUAAUACAGUGGAUUUUACAACAGUAAAAUUUCUGCUACAAGAUUCUAAAACUUUGUUACAUGCUUUCAGUACAAGGUCAAAUUAUGAUGGUAUUCUUCCACAGGCCUUUGCUCAAGUAAACAAACUUCUCCAAACAUUUGCAGAGGUCAAGACAAAACUUAAGCCAAAUUCUUCUGAAAACACAGUGAAUAAAAAGCAGGAAGAUACUUCUUCAGUGAAGUCUCAUAACCAAGAAAUCACUGUUUUCUCGGGUUCUCAUCUUCCCCAACCCAACAGACAUCAAGAAAUCUGGUCUAUCCUAGAGAAUGUUUGGAUUAUAAUAUAUCAGAACAGCAUGGAUGUGUUUCAAAGAUUGGGCUCAAAUUCAGCUCUGACUACUUCAAAAAUAGCUUCAUUUGAAGAAGCAUUUAUUUAUCUUCAAAAGUUAAUGGCAGCUGUGAAGGAUAUUCUUGAAGGAAUUCAGAGAAUUUUGGCUCCUAACAGUAAUUAUCAAGAUGUUGAGACCCUCUAUAACUUCCUAAUCAAGUAUGAGGUAAAUAAAAAUGUCAAAUUUACUGCCCAGGAACUUUAUGAUUGUGUUUCUCAAACUGAGUAUCGGGAAAAGUUAACCAUCGGCUGCUGCCAGCUGGUCGAGAUGGAAUAUACCAUGCAGCAGUGCAAUGCGUCUGUCUACAUGGAGGCCAAAAACAGGGGAUGGUGUGAGGACAUGCUUAACUAUAGCACAUAAGUGCUGAUUUGUAACUUAAAAGGAAUUGCGUUUGUCUUCAAGAAUAACAGAGUAACUUUCAACCUGGUCACUUUUUUGAGUCAAACCCAAGAGAAUUUUAAGAAAUGUUUCGUAAGUACAGAAAGGUGAUUGCCUAUUACUGACAAUCUCAGUGAAGCUCUAAAAAGCCUAAUGCAUCCCUUGUGGGAUAAACCGUGGACUCCACUCUUCUGGAGCUGACAAUACCUCCCUACCUCUACUCCUGAUACUGAGCCAGUAAUCUGUAAGGAAAAGAGAGCCAUCUUUUCAGUCUUCCUGGGGCAGGAGGCACUGUGGCGUCUGAGGAAGGCCCAAGGCAUUAGCAUCUCUCUCAACCCUAAGUGUAGGCAUGUGACCAGAGACACUGCCAAACCCUAGGAAAGAAUUAGGCUAGGACCAUGCUUACCACAUUCCACAAAUGAAAUCUUACCAUGGCUGUUUUAUGAUCAAACUGAUCCAUGUGGACCUGGUGAAAAUAAUACCCACCACCACCACCUCCCUCAAGGUAAUGAAAGAAUUUGACUUCAGCUCCUACUUCCCAUACCGCCUCUUCUCUUCUUCUCUGGGCUUGUCUCUUUUCAGUGCAUUUCUAAUGGAGAAGAGCAGGGUGACCCCUAUGCUGAGUUUCUCCUUAAAUGUGAAGUAGUAUGGAUUUAUGUGCUUAAAUGUGAAGCAGUGACUGAUGUUUGCCACUGGCUAAAACCAAGGGUUUCAUUGACUUAUUUCUUAUUGAGUUGACCAGUAAGUUGGAAAUUCCUGUUUACUGGUGUGUGUUAUGCUUUUGUUAAUACAUCAGAGUAAAUCCAAUUUGGUAUUCUAUAAUAAAUGUUUAUUUUAAAAAAUAAUAAAUAAUUUUUAAUUAAGAUUUUGCUUUCAUUUUAUUUCUAAAUUAUAUUUCCAAAAUGUGUAUAAAGUAUGAUUAUAAAAGUCACCUCCAAUAAAA
This is a messenger RNA of Microcebus murinus (gray mouse lemur), 3882 nucleotides long. The record is from RefSeq and is a predicted model, not a curated record. NCBI's taxonomy places the organism in Eukaryota, Metazoa, Chordata, Mammalia, Primates, Cheirogaleidae.